Messenger RNA from Caenorhabditis remanei, 225 nucleotides. RefSeq lists its product as uncharacterized. The record is from RefSeq and is a predicted model, not a curated record. The coding region runs from base 1 to 225 and encodes 74 amino acids. NCBI's taxonomy places the organism in Eukaryota, Metazoa, Nematoda, Chromadorea, Rhabditida, Rhabditidae. The transcript has a single exon.
AUGCGCUUCACUCUUCUUGCUCUAUUCCUCUUCAUGGCAUUCUUUGCCGAAAUCGAUGGCUGCUUCUCACAGGUCUGCAAGUUGCCAUGGGAACGUUAUAUUGGCAACGACGACAGCAGCCCUUACUUCCGCGGACGUACACUUCCUAACUACACAGUUGGAAACUCCUCCAGUGAGGAGUACGGCCCUAAUCCGAAGAAUGACAACAGUGAUGAUCCUUUGUGA